AUGCUUAUUAAGUCCGAGGCCCAUCGCCUGGGCUUUGAUGCCUGCGGUAUUGCGAAAGCAGUGGCGCUGGAUGAUGAUGCCCGCCGCCUGGAAAGCUGGCUGAACAAGGGAUUCGGGGCUACGAUGCAUUGGAUGGAGAAACAUUUUGACCUGCGCAUUGAUCCCCGGAAACUGGUGCCGGGCGCUAAGUCGGUCAUUACCCUAUUACUCAAUUAUUAUCCGGAAGAGCAGCAACAACCGGCGGCUCCUAAGAUUGCGAAGUAUGCCUGGGGCAUGGACUAUCAUGAUGUGAUACGGGCC
Messenger RNA from Ostertagia ostertagi, 300 nucleotides. NCBI's taxonomy places the organism in Eukaryota, Metazoa, Nematoda, Chromadorea, Rhabditida, Trichostrongylidae. The record is from the annotation of a GenBank genome assembly.